Cercocebus atys (sooty mangabey) is the source of this 3130-nucleotide messenger RNA. RefSeq names its product sorting nexin 32 (gene SNX32). Lineage: Eukaryota; Metazoa; Chordata; Mammalia; Primates; Cercopithecidae. Gene Ontology annotation, cellular component: endosome. Gene Ontology annotation, molecular function: phosphatidylinositol binding. The transcript is spliced from 13 exons. Bases 918 to 1775 code for a protein of 285 amino acids. The record is from RefSeq and is a predicted model, not a curated record.
UCCACUGCACUCCAGCCUGGGCAGCGUAAGACUCCGUCUAAAAAAAACAAGCAAACAAACAAAAACAACAACUGGAUUUCGACCUGGCACUGUCGCUUUGCAGCUGCAUAACCUUAGACAAUUUACUUCCCCUCACGGCACUGCACUCCAACCUGGGUGACAGAGCAAGACACUAUCAAAAAAAAAAAAAAAAGGGGGAGAAACAAUGUAGAGAUAACCCUGUAAACAGUGACCAGUGACCUCAGGGUCAAUUCCUUCAUGCCGGACAGCCAGGCGGAGGGGAUAGAUGCAGGGAUCUCCAUCCGGGAAGGAGACAUCACUAGACCAGCUGCAAAUGGGCCGCCAUCUCUGGUUGUCUCAGCUUCAAUAUCUGUCAAAUGGGAAGCUUUCUGCCUGCCUCCAAGGAUGGGAGGGUUAAAAUGUUUUGGCAGUUGCAAAGCUCAGGUCAGUGCCUUAUCAGGACCCCUCUCUGGUGACCUGGGGCAUUGCUGAAGCAGUGCUGCUAAAGAGGGUUCUGCAGGUGGACCAGAAGGCCUGCAGGGUGAGGAAGGGCAAAGGGGCCAUGCUUAGCUAGGCCAGAGACCUCCCCUCCUCCGCAGCCUUCCUGUGCAUCGGUGGAUCUGCAGGGAGACAGCUCCUUACAGGUGGAGAUCUCUGACGCAGUGAGUGAGCGGGACAAGGUGAAAUUCACUGUUCAAACCAAGAGCUGCCUCCCUCACUUCGCCCAGACCGAGUUCUCAGUCGUGCGGCAGCACGAGGAGUUCAUCUGGCUGCAUGACGCCUACGUGGAGAACGAGGAGUACGCCGGCCUCAUCAUCCCCCCAGCCCCUCCGAGGCCAGACUUUGAGGCUUCAAGGGAAAAGCUACAGAAAUUGGGCGAGGGGGACAGCUCUGUCACUCGGGAAGAGUUUGCCAAGAUGAAGCAGGAGCUGGAAGCGGAGUACCUGGCCAUCUUUAAGAAGACAGUUGCGAUGCACGAAGUCUUUCUGCAGCGCCUGGCGGCCCACCCCACCCUGCGUCGGGACCACAACUUCUUUGUGUUUUUGGAAUAUGGACAGGAUCUGAGUGUCCGGGGGAAGAACAGGAAGGAGCUCCUCGGAGGGUUUCUGAGGAAUAUCGUGAAGUCUGCGGAUGAAGCCCUCAUCACGGGCAUGUCAGGGCUCAAGGAGGUGGAUGACUUCUUUGAGCAUGAGAGGACCUUCCUGUUGGAGUAUCACACCCGUAUCCGAGAUGCCUGCCUGCGAGCCGACCGCGUCAUGCGUGCCCACAAGUGCCUGGCAGAUGAUUAUAUCCCUAUCUCAGCUGCGCUGAGCAGUCUGGGAACACAGGAAGUCAACCAGCUAAGGACGAGCUUCCUCAAAUUGGCAGAGCUCUUUGAAAGGCUGAGGAAGCUGGAGGGCCGAGUGGCUUCCGACGAGGACCUGAAGCUGUCAGACAUGCUGAGGUAUUACAUGCGCGACUCACAGGCAGCAAAGGACCUGCUGUACCGGCGGCUGCGGGCACUGGCCGACUACGAGAAUGCCAACAAGGCGCUGGACAAGGCGCGCACCAGGAACCGGGAGGUCCGCCCCGCCGAGAGCCACCAGCAGCUGUGCUGCCAACGCUUCGAGCGCCUCUCCGACUCCGCCAAGCAAGAGCUCAUGGACUUCAAGUCCCGCCGGGUCUCCUCUUUUCGAAAGAAUCUCAUUGAGCUGGCAGAGCUGGAGCUCAAACACGCCAAGGCCAGCACCCUGAUUCUCCGGAACACCCUUGUCGCCCUAAAGGGGGAGCCUUAGAGCAGCCAGAGCUCAGCCAGACCCUGCUCUGGGAUCUCCAGUGACCAGGCUCAAGGGUCCACCAGGCACACCUUCUGCCAAGGCAGUAUGAUCAGAUCCUGGGGACACCAAGAAGGGCACCCUGCAGUAUCCUCAGCCCUCUCCAGUGACAGCAAGCUCCUGUGGGAAGGCACAACACCCAGAAGUUGGGACGUAGGAACCCCAGAAGUGUCUUCCAGGUUUGCCCCCACCACCACAAACCCUAGCACAAGAAUGAAUCGCAAGUUCUCCACACGUUAUUUCCUAACCAGAAAAGGGAUCUAGCCCUUCCUCCCAGAACCACUCACAAGCUCCUGAGAGGUAAGGAGCCAACUGUAACACCAGGCGGCCUCUUCCCUUCUCGGCUCAGUUAAUUAGGGAGGAGAUAUAGAUGCCCCAUUACCACUCCCAAUUCACCUCACCCUAGGGCCAGAUUUCUUGGAUGUCUUUGCCUGCUGGGCAGGUGAAGGCCCAAAGUACAGGCUGGAAACAACCCAUAGCAAUGCUGGCAAAAGGCUCAGGGUACCGGCAACACCCUUUUGGUUAAACAUAGGCGGUGCUCAAGACACCUGGGUCUGAAGUCCUGGGCUCCACCUGGCUGGCCCCACCCUGAAAGGACUCCAGCCACAUCUAGAGGAGGUCAAAGGCUCAACUUGGGCUGACUCACAGCAACCACUGAACCUGACCCUCAUAAACCUGAGUCAGCCAUGCAGGGAAGACAGCAAACCAAACCGACCCUUUAAGCUACCUGUGACUUGCCUAUCAGCCCACACCUAGGCAGGGACAGAAAAGACUAUCAGAUGGACCUCACUGCCCAUUCAGGCAAGGCUACAGAGCACGCAGUUCAGGCAUAAACCACUUCCGCUAGAACACCCCUGUGGCCAGCACCUCCUUAAACAGCCAGUCCAGUGUCGAUCACAGCCCCACCAACAGAAUGGUGACCAUCAGAAAGGUGUCUCAGCCAAUCACUGGAGCCAGAUAAGGGUGUGCAGGGACUGGUUGGGUAUGGAGUACAGAGAAGAGAGAGAGCACCAUUCUCCCAGUGCACCCCCCCCCAAAGUCUCCUGGGCCCCAACCUUGAAACACACAUCCCAUUAAUGAGCCUUUUUAUUAUUGUCUUUUUUAAUCGAAGGUCCCUUACUGGUCCUGCUUCCAUGAGUAGCAGUGACCAGGGGAAAAGGGAGAGGAACCAGCCGGCACAGGGAGGGGUCAUCUCCACAACAUUCCAUUUAUACACAGAACUAAACAGACAAGCACAGAGUCACUAUUGCGGUUAGAAGUUGGCAGCAUGGGAAGGGGGAGGACCAGGUGGGGAAUGGGGAUGUUGUUAAAAAAAA